CAGCUUCAAUCAACCACGACCCAGUUGAUUUCAAGAUGCCUCCCAAGAAGAAGGCCAAAGCAGCUGCUGCGGUCUCAACACCAACCGCAGAUGAAGAUGCUAUGGUGAUUGACACCCCGCAACCGCAGAAAGCUGAGGAACCACAAAAGCCAGCAUACGACAUCUUGAAGGACCCUUGGACGGACGAGCAGGAAACGUCAUUAUUCAAAGGAAUCAUCAAAUGGAAGCCGGCUGGCAUGCACAAGCACUUCCGCAUGAUUGCAUUGUCAGAGCACCUUCGAAAUCAUGGCUACGAUCCUACCGUCGAGAAACACACUCGCAUACCAGGAAUAUGGGAGAAGCUUGGAACAUUAUAUAACCUCCCUAUUAUCGAUGACCGGGAGAACUCUUUCGAGUACGAAGACCAAGGCAAAUAUCUCGAAUUCAAACUCCCAGAGGAGGAUUAUGAUGAACGUACCUUCAUGAGAGGCAAACGAGAUGCUACUAGCGAAACACCCUCUUCGCCUCCCAGGCUGGGCAGAUCAACCUCACCAGUACCGCAAGCUGUCCGAAAACGUAAAAGAGCGGACACAGUCACAACGAAGAAUCGUGCUAGCACGGUUGAUGAUACGGAUGAGACUAGGACAUCUCCUGCGAAUUCUCCCCCUCCGAAGAUGGCUCGAGGGGGAAGGGGUACGAAUCGGUCCAUGGGACGAGUUAAGGCAGAGUCAAGUUCCCGGCAGCAGAGUAAGGACACCACAGUGACUGAGGACGAAGGGGCGGAAGAGACAGAAGAAGCCGGCGAGGAUGACGAGCAAGAGGCCGAGGAGGAAGACGGGACACCGUCUCCAAAGACCUCGAAGGCUUCAAAAGCAAAGGUGGAUGUCCCUGCAACACGGAAGAGCAAGCGGAAAAGAUAAUUGUGGACUGACAUCUUGAAUGGUAUGAUCUAUGGACCGGUAGCAUGUUCGGGGGCGUUGGGAGGGCUAAAAUCGACAUUUACAGAGAUUCCAAAGGCGUUUGAUACGAUAGCCCUGGAACCCUGGUGGCCAGAGCAUGUACGGAGACGUCUGAGGAGCGGAUCAAAAUCGAUCAUGGGACAUGACAUUGCGGAGAAGAAAACUCUGUGCCGUAUGUCCGAGAUUUCACGUGCUUAUCAUGCGUGAUGUAGAGAAUACCACUGUAAUACACAGCUUUUGCCGCUGGC
This is a messenger RNA of Hyaloscypha bicolor E, 1186 nucleotides long. Its product is annotated as CT20-domain-containing protein. Lineage: Eukaryota; Fungi; Ascomycota; Leotiomycetes; Helotiales; Hyaloscyphaceae. Bases 36 to 899 code for a protein of 287 amino acids. Gene Ontology annotation, biological process: regulation of transcription by RNA polymerase II. The transcript is spliced from 2 exons. Gene Ontology annotation, cellular component: NuA4 histone acetyltransferase complex; nucleus. The record is from RefSeq and is a predicted model, not a curated record.